AUGGAUUUACUAAUCUCUUGGAUCUGCAUCACUCUGUGUGUAGACGAGGUGCUGGGGAGCUACAGUGAGGACAGCAACGUGUACUCAGAAAACAUCACCCGCAUUCUGGACAAGCUCUUGGAUGGCUAUGACAACAGGCUCCGACCUGGGUUUGGAGGGGUUGUGACAGAAGUCAAAACGGACAUCUACGUGACCAGCUUUGGUCCUGUGUCAGAUGUGGAGAUGGAAUACACAAUGGAUGUUUUCUUUCGGCAGACGUGGAUUGAUGAGAGGUUGAAAUUUGGUGGGCCAACAGAAAUUCUUAAACUGAACAAUCUGAUGGUCAGUAAGAUUUGGACACCAGACACCUUUUUUAGAAAUGGAAAAAAGUCAAUUGCUCAUAACAUGACUACCCCUAACAAACUUUUCAGAAUUAUGCAGAAUGGAACUAUUCUCUAUACAAUGAGACUGACGAUUAAUGCCGAUUGUCCUAUGCGACUGGUAAACUUCCCUAUGGAUGGACAUGCUUGUCCACUGAAGUUUGGGAGCUAUGCCUAUCCAAAAAGUGAAAUCAUUUACACAUGGAAAAAGGGACCUCUUUAUUCAGUAGAAGUACCACAAGAGUCUUCUAGUCUCCUCCAGUAUGAUCUUAUAGGACAAACAGUGUCUAGUGAAACAAUGAAAUCCAACACAGGUGAAUACGUAAUAAUGACAGUUUAUUUCCACUUGCAAAGGAAGAUGGGCUACUUCAUGAUACAGAUAUAUACUCCCUGCAUUAUGACAGUCAUUCUCUCUCAGGUGUCUUUCUGGAUUAAUAAGGAGUCUGUUCCAGCCAGAACAGUUUUUGGGAUAACUACAGUCCUAACAAUGACCACUUUAAGCAUCAGUGCCCGCCAUUCUUUGCCCAAGGUAUCUUAUGCUACUGCCAUGGAUUGGUUCAUAGCUGUGUGCUUUGCCUUUGUCUUCUCUGCACUUAUCGAGUUUGCAGCUGUCAACUACUUUACCAAUCUUCAGACUCAGCGAGCACUUAGGAAGGCAGCCAGGGCAGCAACACUAGCAGCAGCAACUGUACCGGCAGAGGACGAGAUUGUCUUGCCCUCUCAUUCCAGCUGUAACCUGAAGAAGCGAACAAAUCCCAUGACAUCUCAGGGAAACCUGUCUCCUGAUGCCAGUAUAAUGCCUAAUACCGUGUAUCGAGUUCAACCAGCAUCAGUUCCUCCACCAGCUCCACCACCAGAACCAGAAAUUGGAAGCACUAGUAAAAUAGACCAGUAUUCCAGGAUCCUCUUUCCAGUAGCAUUUGCAGGAUUCAACCUAGUAUAUUGGAUUGUUUACCUUUCAAAAGACACUAUGGAAGUUUUUGAACCCAGUGCAAUGUAUCUUCAAAAUGACUAUGAGCCCAACUGA
This is a messenger RNA of Alligator mississippiensis (American alligator), 1386 nucleotides long. RefSeq names its product gamma-aminobutyric acid type A receptor subunit alpha6 (gene GABRA6). Bases 1 to 1386 code for a protein of 461 amino acids. Gene Ontology annotation, cellular component: postsynapse; neuron projection; synapse. Gene Ontology annotation, biological process: synaptic transmission, GABAergic; nervous system process; regulation of postsynaptic membrane potential. NCBI's taxonomy places the organism in Eukaryota, Metazoa, Chordata, Crocodylia, Alligatoridae. The record is from RefSeq and is a predicted model, not a curated record. The transcript is spliced from 10 exons. Gene Ontology annotation, molecular function: GABA-A receptor activity; inhibitory extracellular ligand-gated monoatomic ion channel activity; GABA-gated chloride ion channel activity.